This is a messenger RNA of Scophthalmus maximus (turbot), 7971 nucleotides long. RefSeq names its product MAM and LDL-receptor class A domain-containing protein 1. Bases 402 to 7577 code for a protein of 2391 amino acids. Gene Ontology annotation, cellular component: membrane. The record is from RefSeq and is a predicted model, not a curated record. Gene Ontology annotation, molecular function: protein binding. NCBI's taxonomy places the organism in Eukaryota, Metazoa, Chordata, Actinopteri, Pleuronectiformes, Scophthalmidae. The transcript has 51 exons.
CCCCCAGGGACAUCAGGGCUGGUAAAUGUCAUCCAGCCCGUGUGGACAAAAAUGGUAAUUGCGCUUUGACCAAACGAUGGAAAGAAGACGCAGGUGGAGAUGACAAAAAAAACUUUGAUUUGAAUCAAUUAACAAGAACUGAGGACGCACCGCCGCGAAAAGGUCGACGGAGAAGACGUGAAAUCCGUCGAAAAAAAUAAACUCUGAACUGAACUGAGCUCGACUGUUUCACACUGGCCUCACCCGAAACUCUUUCGAACGUUUAUCAGGUCGUGUGAUGCUAAAUCGACGUUAGCACAGCUCGCGUGGUGCUUCCCCCGUGUUGCUAACGACGACAGCCCCGCCACAGCCACGAGCGCGCGGGGACGUGACAGAACGGGACAUGGCGAUGCUUCAUCCCCAUGAAGGAACGGAGGAUGGACUUCGAAUCGCUAUCGUUGGUCUUCGUGUCGUCUUGUCCUGACGGGGAGUUCAGCUGCACAUCUGGAGAAUGUCUUCCUUCUGAACUCGUCUGUGAUUUUAAGGUGGAUUGUGAAGAUGGCUCUGACGAGGAGUUUUGUGGUUCGUGUGACUUUGAGGAGCACACCUGUGGUUGGAAAAACACCUCCCACCACUGGAGACGGCAGAUGGUAAACCUGACUUCAAUACCUGGACAAGACAACACCACAGGAACCCCUUGGGGACACGUCAUGCAUGCACAUGUCGAGGGCUUUUCAGAGGCGAAUUUGGAGUACUCUGUUGUCAAGAGGGCAGCCCCUGGAUGCCAGAUCAGCUUCUGGUUCUACAUUUUGGGUGGCACGCCUUCAGCAUCAUCGGGCUUAAAACUAAAAAUGGUUCGAGGCGACGCUCAGAAAGAGUUGCUGGAGCCUCCUAUACGUCAAAAGGACAGCUGGGAGAAUGCCACAGUCUUGAUCAGUAAUCGACCAGGAGGAUACAAGCUGGUGUUUACAUUCAAACCUUCAUUUUAUGGGCCCAAAGAUGUUAUGCUGGAUGAUAUCAGGUUUGAAAACUGUGGAGAGGGCGAUGUGCCCGCAGGAUCAGACCAACUCUCAUGUGAAUUUGAAAAGGACACAUGCUCAUGGUACCAUGACAUCACUGCCAGCCUUUCAUGGAAAAGGAUAGUCCCAGACCUAGCUAGGAAAGGUUACUGCAUGCUCAUAGAAGCUACAAACAAGCAAAACAUCUCCUCGGCAGCCAGACUCGUCAGCUUUCCUCAACCUGCAGGUCAAUCCAUAUGUGUGAGCUUCUGGUACCACAUAUUUGGCAACAGCAUUGGUUCACUGAAGUUUAUUGUAAAGCAUCCUGAUGAACCCGAGGUGAUUGUGUGGAUGAGGAGUGGCACCCAGGGAAACAAAUGGCGAUUUGCUGAUCUUACCUUCAACAGUGACAAGCCGAUACAGUUUAUCCUAGAAGCCGUGGUGGGUGGUACACAGGGGAUCAUUGCCAUUGAUGACAUUGUGGUGUCCCACACAAGUAGUUCUUGUCCGCCUGAGAGAGAGUGCACCUUCCAGGGUUCCCUCUGUGGUCUGCAGCCUCAACCGUCUGCAAACUUCACCUGGACUCGGAUCAGGGGGGGGUCCCAACCAGCUAACUCUUCAGGUCCUACUGCAGAUCACACUCUGGGGACAGAGCAAGGUUAUUACCUGAGUGCCCAGUUGUGGAGUCACCCUGUCGGGUCCAGGGGAGCGAUGAUGACCACAACGAUGGAGCCCACCCCUGCUGAUGGGGAAUGUCUAAUGUUCUGGUACUACAUGGAGGGAAGUGGAGUGGGUGAACUCAGUGUGCACCUUCAGAACCCUGGCAGCCAAAGAAACACCCAGAAGCUCUGGAACAGAAGAGGAGAUCAGGGAAAGCACUGGCGACAUGGAAGAGUGACGCUUCUCAGCCAUGGUAACCCAUAUCAAGUGAUUUUUGAGGCGAUGGCUGGGGAUGGACCAAGGAGAGACAUCGCUAUUGAUGACCUCACUGUCAUGAAUGGUGCCUGUCCCCCAUCAGGUUUUUGUGACUUUGAGAUGGACUUGUGUGGUUGGGUGAACAAUCCUCCAGCAGAGUUGGGAGUGGACUGGGAUUGGCUCUCGGGCAUGAGUGUUGGUGGAUUAAUUCCACUGAGGGACCACACCACAGAUUCUUCUUUAGGUCACUUUGCUUUCAUCAGGGCCUCUAAGUCUGAGAGACAAGAGAUCGCGCAGCUGGAGAGUGAGUCAAUGGCGGCCGUGGACCGAGCUUGCCUGGAGCUCUGGCACAUCUCCGAAGGGUGGUUGGCAGAUAACCCCACGAAUAUUACGCUGACAGUGUUUGUGAAUGAGGGUGCUGGACAGCGUCCUGUGUGGAAAACAAAUGGAUAUAUGAAUAAAACCUGGAUCCUAGACAGGGUGGAUUACAAUGCAUCAGAGACUCACCAGAUUAUUUUACAAGCCAGUUGUCCCAACUUUAUGGAAGCAAGCUUUGCCCUGGACGAUAUCCACAUUAUCAGGGAUCACUCAUGUGCUGACAUUAUCCCAACAACUACCCCAGCGCCUGCCACCACCACGACCACGGCUCCAGACUCUGCCAUUGAUUGCACCUUUGAACAAGGUCUAUGUAAUUGGCUCCAGGAGGACAGUGGUGAUUUCAACUGGACUCUCAGUAGUGGACUUCAAGUGGCUCAACCAUGGGAUGGACCUGAGUAUGAUCACACUGUUGGAAAUAAGCAAGGUUUCUUUUUGCUGUUGAAUGGAUCCACAUCCAAGAAUGGAGAGAGAGCAGUCCUCUCUUCUCCUGUUGUCAGUCAUUCAUCACAUAUCUGUGUUGGUUUCUGGUACUACAUGCUCGGACCUUCUGUAUCCACCCUGGAUCUGCUUGUUCGAACAAAAUCCUCUGAACUGUUCGUCUGGACUCGUGGACGGACUCAGAAUCCAGAGUGGAUGAACGCACGAGUAACCAUCAGCACGAAUGAUACAAUAUGGAUGGUGUUUACUGGGCAAAGAAACACCAACAGCCGAGGAUUCAUUGCCAUUGAUGACAUUACCAUGACAGAGGGGGCCUGCAGUGAUCAGAAUAUGUGUGGAUUUGAGUCAAGCUUGUGCGGCUUUGAGAACGAUGUCAGUCAUCUGGGUCACUGGGGUCGCAAAAGGGGAACAGAACAUCACGUGGAUCACACCUAUGGAACUGAAAAUGGUUUCUACGUGACGGUGAUGGAAACAAACACUACGCAGACUGAAGUAGCUCAGCUGCUCAUGCCAAAGUUGACCUCUGCUACAGAGAUGUGUGUUCGCUUCUGGUACUGGUUACCCACAGGUUUCUCCAACGGCCUAGCUGUCCAUGUGAAUCGGGAUGGGCAGGAAAGUGAUGCCCUUUGGCAACGAUCUGAAGUGAACUCUACAGGCUGGGAGGUGGCAGAGGUCACUGUGUCCUCCCCAGGAAAAUUCAGUGUGGCAUUUAAAGCAGACACUAAUUCUGCAGCCAAACUAGAUGACAUUUCUGUGAGAAAUGGGCCCUGCAAUCCUCCGGGUAGCUGUGACUUUGAGUCUGGACAGUGCAGCUGGAUCAACAUCCCCAAAGAAGGUGGACAUGACUUGGUGCUGGCCAAUGGGGGCUUCCACGGUCCACCUACAGACCACACCACUCAGACCCCAGACGGUUGGUUUUUGUUGAGCUCAUCACUGCACCUCAACCACAGCAGUGUAGCACAGGUAGUGUCAGAAUGGAUCCAACUGAAAGACACCACCUUCUGUUUCACCUUAUGGUACUAUUUGGAUCGCAGUGACUCCGGGAACCUGCGGGUGUACAUGCGUUCAGGGCCAUCGCAGGAGGAUCUGAUGUUCCACAGUAACAGCAGUGGGCACAGCUGGAACAGGCUUUCCCAAUCUGUAGAGAGAACCAAACCUUUCCAGCUGCUGAUCGAAGUCGAAGCUAACAAUAGAGGAUUUAUUGCCAUUGAUGACAUCAGUCUUACACCCGGGCUUUGUCAAGUGAAUGAAACAAGUUUGGGAUUUGUGGGUUGCUCAUUUGAAAGUGAUACAUGUGAUUGGGAGGACAUCAGCGUUGGCCAGUUUCAGUGGGUGAGAGGGAAGAAUGCAACUGGGAACAUUGGACCCGCUCCGGACCACACACUGGGCACUGGACUGGGUUGGUACAUGGCAGUGGAAUCUGACCGAGGCGAUCAGAUAAGCCCUGCUGCCCUGCAGAGUCCCACCAUGAAACAGGCCAGUGCAAGCUGCACACUGCACUUCUACUACAACCUGUAUGGAGAGGACACUGAAGAGCUGAAUGUGGUGCUAAAGGAGGGCUCCAGGUCCACUACGCUGUGGUGGCUAUCGGGCAGCCAAGGAAAUCGGUGGCAUCAUGGUGAGGUAACGGUUGGUAGAAUCCCUGCGCAAUUCACCAUCCUGUUCAAAGCCUCCAGAACCUUCAACAAGCCCGGACACAUGGCCAUUGAUGACAUAGACUUCACAAACUGCACACUGCCUGAGCCCCAGCCCCUAUGUCCAGAGAGUAUGUUCAUGUGCAACAACAGUGUGUGUGUUGACCACAACCAAGUGUGUGACUUCAGCGAUGACUGUGGGGACUGGUCUGAUGAGAGCAACUGUGAGCAAGAUGGCGUGGCGGGGAGCUGCAGCUUCGAACGUGGUCUGUGUUCCUGGGGAGAGAAUGAUGUGGACACACCUGGAAACGAGUGGACGCUUCACAAAGGACUGGAAGCUUGGCCCGACCAUGGGCCUCCAAGGGAUCACACCCAAAACUCUGCUGCAGGUCACUAUGUAAUACCUGGGCGAGCUAAGAAGGGCCAGACUUCAGAGAUUCUCUCCAAAACUUUACUAGGCAGCUUGAACUGCACUGUGAGGUUCUUCUUCUUCAGCCUGGACGAUGCUACAGCCAAACUUACUGCCCAGUCCAGGACACGGGGGUCCGGUGUUGACGACAGACUGUUAUGGCUCAGGGAAAACGCACAGAGCUACAGCUGGCAGAGAGCAGUGGUCACGUUCUCCUCGUCAGCCAACAGCAAGAUUGUCUUCAGUUAUGAGCAUGGGAACAGUCGCAGAGGCCUGGUUGCACUAGACGACAUAUCUUUCUCCAAAGAGUGUGUAUUCGACCCUGACGACAACCGGCUCCCUGAUACGUCGCCCACCUCUUCACCACCUACGACCUCUAACACACCAACAUCUGAACAAAUCAACCCCUGUCAGGAUAAUGAGUUUUUCUGUUGGAAAUCAGCGGAAAAAGUCUGUAUUCUGGCUCCCUUUCAAUGUGAUUAUCAUCCAGACUGCCCCCAGGGGGAGGACGAGCAUGGCUGUGGUCCGUGCACAUUUGAGAGUGAUCAGUGCCGAUGGACUGACACUAGUGAAGGACAGAACAAGUGGCAGAGACAGAAAGCCAGCAACGACAGCAGGCCAACAACCGAUCAUACUACAGACACAGGCUACUACAUGAGAGUGAAUUUCAGUCAGAGGUCCACACAGAGUGAGGCCCAGCUCCAGAGUCCCCCACUCCCCCCUUCAUCCCAAUACUGCCAGAUUCUGUUUCACUUCCACAUCAGUGCUGAGAGUGCUGGGUCACUCAGAGUGCUUAUGCAGCAAGCUGAGGGGAGUGAAGCAAUCCUGUGGUCACGGAGUCACAACACUGUCUCCCAUUGGACUGCAGAGUCUCUUCUUCUUGGCCUGCACCAGCAGCCUUAUAAGGUUUUGUUUAGUAGCACGAAUAAAGCGACUCAGGAGGCCACAACCAGUGGAGGUCACAUUUUUGCUGUGGAUGAUAUCUCUUUUCUAAACUGUGAAAAAUCCUACAGACCACCAGCUCUGUCUGCAUAUAGCUGUUCUUUUGAAGCUGGUCUGUGUAUUUGGGUGCAGGGGGCUGAAGAUGAGUUGGACUGGCUCAGCACGUCUGGUCCUACUGAAACCCCCAACACCGGGCCUGCAGGAGACCACACUACCGGCAAAGGAAAAUACCUUUAUAUCAAGAGUUCCGCACCAAGUGUGAAGGGGAACGUGGCCCAGCUGAAGUCUGCACUGCUGCCACCUGCUGGGGAAAAAGGAUACUGUCUCACAUUUUGGUACCACAUGUUUGGAACUACUGUGGGCUCUUUGAAGAUGUAUCUACACUCAGCUGAUCAAUUGAAGAAAACACUGGUGUGGCAAAAGUCGAGAAAUCAAGGGGAUGAGUGGCUGCUGGUGCAGAGCCACGUGAUGCUGCAGAAAGUCCACCAAGUGGUUCUGGAGGCUACAGUUGGAGGAGAGGCGGGGGACAUCGCCAUUGAUGACAUCUCCCUUGUCAGUGGACCAUGUCCUGCCUCUGAUUUGUGUGACUUCGAGGAGGGGAGUUGUAACUGGCAGCAGCACACCACUGAUGACUUUGACUGGGUCAGAGACUCGGGCUCCACUCCCAACACCAACACCGGACCAGACACCGACCACACCACCAACACAGCCGCGGGCCAUUACUACCACCUGCCCUCCUCCGCUGCCGACCUCGCCGGCCAGAGAGCUGCAAUGUCUUCACCACUGUACCCUGCAGGAAAAGGAGCCUGUAUGCAGCUGUGGUACCACAUGCGUGGCAAAGGCAUGGGGACGCUGAAUGUUUACCAGCAGAGUGAAGAAGGGAAGGAAGCUCUGAUUUUCUCUCAGACAGGAGACCAGGGCGGGCUGUGGAGGCUCGCUCAGGCUUCACUUCUGCCUCGGGUUCAGCCGUUCAGGAUCGUGGUGGAAGGUGUGAAGGCUGGCCCCACUCAGGAGGCAGACAUGGCUUUUGAUGAUGUGCAGCUGACGGAGGCUCAGUGUCCUCCUCCUGGAUUUUGUGACUUUGAGAUCAACAUGUGUAGCUGGAGCAACCUGGGCGGAGGAGUCGACCAGGGCGACUGGCUCCGCGGCAGAGGGGCCUCUCCGAAUCCGAACACCGGACCCAGUCUCGAUCACACCACCAACUCGAAGCAUGGUUACUAUCUGUAUGUGGACAGCUCAGUGGGUGAGUGGGGAGACUCGACCUUCCUAGUCAGUGAUGUGUUCCAGAAGUCCAUUAGAGGGCACUGUCUCACCUUCUGGUACCACAUGUAUGGCAGCCAUGUUGGGACUCUCAGAGUUUACAUAAAUGACAGAAAAAUGCAAACUGGUGGCAACGAGGAAGGGAUUCUGAAGUGGAUUGAUUCAGGAAACAAGGGAGACAAGUGGCAGAUGGCUCGUGUGUCGUUAAAACACGAAGAAGCAUUCUGGUUGGUGUUUGUGUACCAGAGGGGGAUGAAUACAGGUGGGGAUGUUGCUCUCGAUGACAUCACUAUCUUCCCCGGCAGCUGCUACCCAGAUCCCCCCAUCGGCCCUCCUGAUGAUGACAACGAUAUGUUGUCCUUGGGCCUCGCAGUUGGUCUGACUCUGCUGGCUGGAGUCUGCCUCUCCAUCUUCCUCCUUGUGCUGAACAGGAAACACAGAAUGAUAAACCAGCCGACAAUGAUGAACAGCGAUGUGAUUGACAAGAACUCAGCGUUGGACCUGUUUGACUGUAAAAUAGAUGGCACACAACACGGAGCUGAAUCUGACCUUUGCUUUGCCAACAAGCUGUGGGAUCUGUCACCACAUGCAACUGAAGUCAGCAUGUGUUCAUCUGAUGCUUAGACCAGAUUAAUAAUUAGAAUGAAACAAAUAAACCAUAAGCAGUGUGUAAGUUGUAACUGUAUGGCAUUGUGCUGAGAAAAAUGAAUACGGCAUCAGUAACACUUUAAUACAGACUACUGGAGUACUUUUCAUAACUUGCAAAUACUUCCAAGCAGAGUAACGAACCCCUUGAUUAAGCAAUAAUAACUAAUUAUUACAAAAUGGAAUAUCAUGUGCUAACUUUUCUUACAUUGAUCAUGCUAUUGCUGUGUAGCCUGAAGAAAUACAUGAACAUAAAUUUCAGGUUUGUGUCUGAGACUGUUCCUGUUAAACUAUUAUCCAGUGGUGUAGCACAGAACAACAUAUGAUGUAUGCAUGUAUAUAAUACACACAACAUUAAAACAUUAAACCCAAA